UUUUUCUUCUCCUGUCGUCAUCAGAUCUUAGGAGAUAGUGACAGUAGUGAGCGCCGAAGGUUGCCGGAAGUGAUCAUCAGAGGUUGCCGGAGGUUGUCACCGAUGGUUGAAGACAAGUUCAAUUUCCUCGAAAAUCGCAUUAGAAAGCAUGCAAUAGCACUUGUUGCUUCUGGUCUGUUUGAGGAACCAAUUGACCCUACAGUUGCUUCACAGAAAAGUGUAUUUGCAGUUGGCAUGAUCUGCUGUGAAGAAGAAGGCCAUUUGAAGGAGAAACCUGUCUUGCUGCAAAGCAGUGUUGAGCAUUCUGGAGGGCAACGGGUGCGUCUUGACUUACAAAAAUUGAGCCAAUUUUCAAUUUUUCCUGGUCAAGUUGUGGGUGUUGAAGGGCACAAUCCUAGUGGACAUUGUCUGACUGCAUUAUGUUAAAAAUUAUAACAUAAUGCCAAAUGAUUACUAUUUAAUGCCAAUAUAUCAUAACCGCACUUUAAGAGCGCUUCUUCCUUCUAUAGCUCCAGCACGAAGUCUGCAGUGCAAAUAAUAGAAUUGAAUCAGACUAAUAACCAAAAUAGUUGCACAGCUCGAAUAAUAAAAUCCAUAAUACAUGAGGCCAGUUAGAAGGAGAUCAUUAUAUCUGACAGAACCCAUAAACUAAGUCUUUCCUUUGUCCUUAUCAAGAAUAGAAGUUGAAGGAUGUACAACUUCAUCAGUCCAAAAGUGAUAGUGUAAAUGCCAACUUCUGUGGGCUCAGAAUUUAGUUUCUAUAAUCAAAUUAUAAUCACCAUGAAGUCUGGAGCAUAAAAUAGAUUUUGGGAAAGGUAGCUAUAUGUGUACUUACAGUCUGCAUCUGUAUUGAUCCAGUUUUCGCUGUUCCCAUUUGAAUUGCUUCCACUGAUUGUGAGUUGUGAUGGGUUUGAGUGUCUCUUGAAGCAUCGUAUGCUCUCUUUUGAAAGGGCUGUAUGGGG
Molecule: messenger RNA, 962 nt
Organism: Camellia sinensis
Lineage: Eukaryota; Viridiplantae; Streptophyta; Magnoliopsida; Ericales; Theaceae
Source: RefSeq, a predicted model, not a curated record